UUUUGGUCGAAAAAAUAAAAAAGUUUGAAAAAUCUUGUUUUUUUAACUUUAGAUAUGGGGUUGAAGAAGACUGGAGUUGAACUUUGAACCCUGGGGACAACUCACAAAACACAGAGUUUAAUCAAUGGAGAAGACGAAAGGGAACAACGUGUUUGACGAUGGGAAGAAACAGAAAGCGGGUCGGGUCGUGGAGAAACCGACGAACCCGAUGGUGACUCCACUCCUCAACGAUCUUUACCAAUUCACCAUGGCUUAUGCUUACUGGAAAGCCGGCAAACAAUCCGAACGAUCCGUGUUUGAUUUGUAUUUUCGUAAGAACCCAUUUGGUGGAGAGUACACAAUCUUCGCCGGGUUAGAAGAAUGCAUCAAGUUCCUCGCUAACUUCACUUUGACCGACCAAGAGAUCGAUUUCGUUCGUCACUCUUUACCUGGUUGUGAGGAAGCUUUCUGUGAUUACCUUCGUGGGCUUGAUUGUUCCGACAUUGAAGUCUAUGCUAUUUCUGAAGGAUCUGUCGUGUUUCCUAAAGUGCCUUUGCUCAGAAUCGAAGGUCCUGUUGCUGUUGUGCAAUUGUUGGAAACUCCGUUUCUGAAUCUCAUCAACUACGCGUCUCUGGUUGCUACCAACGCAGCAAGGCAUCGGUUUGUUGCUGGCAAAUCUAAGCUUCUGCUUGAGUUUGGUGCUCGCAGAGCUCAGGGACCUGAUGGUGCAAUAAGCGCAUCAAAGUAUUGCUACCUUGGAGGCUUUGAUGCAACCAGCAAUGUUGCAGCGGGAAAAUUGUUUGGAAUACCUCUCCGUGGUACACAUUCACAUGCUUUUGUCAGCUCAUUCAUGAGCCUUGAUGAGAUUGUUGGCAAAGCGCUUCGAAGCUCUGAUGGGAAAACCACUUGUGAAGAUUUCGUCAAUCUGGUCCAAACAUGCCUAGCCAAGAUUCAGAACUCAUCUGCACUGUCUGGGAUCUUCUCUGAGACAAACAAAAGCGAGCUUGCAGCUUUCACAUCCUACGCACUGGCUUUCCCCAGCGCCUUUCUUGCGCUUGUUGAUACUUACGAUGUCAUGAAAAGUGGAAUCCCUAACUUCUGUGCUGUUGCUCUAGCACUUAAUGAACUGGGAUACAAAGCAGUAGGCAUUAGGCUUGAUUCAGGUGACUUAGCUUAUCUCUCUACCGUGGCCAGGAAGUUCUUUUGCGGCGUAGAGAGAGAGCUUAACGUGCCUGACUUUGGUAAGAUGAUCAUUACCGCGAGUAACGAUCUUAACGAAGAGACAGUCGAUGCUCUUAACAAACAGGGUCAUGAAGUAGACGCCUUUGGAAUUGGAACCAACUUAGUGACUUGCUAUUCACAAGCGGCGUUAGGCUGUGUUUUCAAACUCGUGGAGAUCAAUAAGCAGCCUCGGAUCAAACUCUCUGAAGAUGUUACUAAGGUAUCUAUACCAUGUAAGAAGCGUACUUACAGAUUAUUCGGAAAAGAGGGUUACCCUCUAGUUGAUAUCAUGACUGGAGAGAACGAACCACCACCUAAGGUUGGUGAGAGGUUGCUUUGCCGUCAUCCAUUCAAUGAAUCGAAAAGGGCUUAUGUGGUGCCACAACGUGUGGAAGAGCUUCUUAAAUGUUACUGGCGUGGAAAUGCAGAUGAAGCUAGGGAAGAGCUGGAGCCAUUGAAAGAGAUAAGAAGCCGUUGCAUUAAACAGCUUGAGAACAUGAGACCUGAUCAUAUGAGAAGAUUAAACCCUACUCCUUAUAAGGUUAGUGUGAGCGCCGAGUUGUAUGACUUCAUCCACAACCUCUGGCUCAACGAAGCUCCUGUCGGUGAACUGCACUGAUAUUUUUUUUUUCUACAAAAUGUAGCUUUCUUCUCUUGUGCCUCUGUCAAUGUUAAGAUAUAAUAACCCAUUGUAUCAGCUUUUGCUACUUUACGACUUCUUGAUCCCUCACUCUUUACAACUUUGUCUAUUUUUUUUUUUUUGAACUUGUAUUCACCAAACAUUUACUCGGAAUAAAACUCAGAAGAUUCAAUCUUCUUAGACUUUUAUCACC
Raphanus sativus (radish) is the source of this 2033-nucleotide messenger RNA. RefSeq names its product nicotinate phosphoribosyltransferase 1. Gene Ontology annotation, biological process: NAD+ biosynthetic process. The record is from RefSeq and is a predicted model, not a curated record. Gene Ontology annotation, molecular function: nicotinate phosphoribosyltransferase activity. Lineage: Eukaryota; Viridiplantae; Streptophyta; Magnoliopsida; Brassicales; Brassicaceae. Bases 125 to 1819 code for a protein of 564 amino acids. The transcript is spliced from 15 exons.